GGCAACCGUGUCUCGUGUCAAAAUACAGUGAAAAAUGUUUGGGUUGUGGUAUUUGAGAACUCGUUUUUUGUGAUAAUUAGCCCAAUUUUGCUGGGCUUUUGGGCGAUCCAGCGUUUUAUCUUAAAAAACCCAACGAUUUGUAGUAAAAUUAACCUGUUCAGAUUGAUGUAGUGUUUAUAGAUAGUCCUAUAAAUAUGGAUUUGUACACGGACGCCGUUAAUAUUAAAAAUGCCUUACCAUGGAUUACUUCUACAGAAGAAAUUAUGUCAUUUCUACUUAAAAUACCUCUAGAUAACAGUUAUUUACGUAAUCACCUCGCUUUACAUCACUUUAUCCAGACCAGGGACGCACAGCAAACGGAUAAUUUCCAGAAUGUGAUAGAAAAUGAGAAAAAUGAGAUAUUGAAUUUGUUACGAGAGGCAAACCCAGACGAAGUUAAAGAACGUUUAAGUUUGCUUGGGCUGGUGCCCGAUAGGAAAGAAAUAGUUAUUAGGCAAUUAUUAAAUAAACAUAAGGUUAAGUUAGAUUCAAAAUUGAAGGAAAUACCCUUGGAAGUACCUUUUAAACGAAGGAUUUGCUUUGAGACUGACGAUCAGGAAUUGUGUGUUAAAUUUAGGAAAACUGGAGGAAAGUUGGAAGUUGUGCAUACUUUUUCACAAGAAAAUAUACCAGUUGUACACGAAGAGAGCGUGGAAGAUUGCGGAAAUCUUCCGGACAGUUCGUCGGAAAAAUCCGACGUCUCGCGUUUAUUGGCGAAAGAUCCAUACCUUAACCCAGUACCGUCCUGUUCAAAAGCGGAUUCUCAAGAAUUAAUGGACUCAGAUGAUACGAUUAUCAUUGAAGAAAGCCAACAACCAAAUACUAACCCUUCUCAAUCGAGAAGUUCUGUGAUAGAGGCUAGUCCCCCAGCCUCAAAAAUCGUCGAUCCUACCGAAUUUAUCAAAAACGACCACAUCGACGAUUAUUUGGCGCGGCUUCUUAACAUGUAUAACAACGACGACUGUGACAUGACCACUGACCAAACUGAAAAACCAGAAACUACCUCAAAUACUCAGGUGAUGUUAAAGAAUAGUCCACAUAAAAGAAAAGCAUUAAACUUACCCAUGUUGGAAGAAACUGAAUUCAUGUCUCCCAAUAAAAUUAAAAGAGAUGAACCAACCAGUAUACAACCGUCAACUUCCCAAAUAGACAAUAAACCACCAAAAUACGUUGAAAAAAGAAGAGCUCAGGAUUUACUAUUAGAUGAUACAGAUAAUUCUUGUAGAUAUAUUUUACCUUCAAAAAUAAAAAGAGAAGAAGAAAAUCCGCCAGCAUUAGAAAUGCUACAUGAAAUGGUGGAAUCUCCUCAAAAAAGCCUAAUUCCAUCUCCACCAAAAGACAAAGUGUUAUCUUUAGAAGAAUUUAUAAGGCCCUCUACGUCCAAAACAAGAACUAAAGUUCUAGCACCAAAGAAAGAAAAAUCUCCUUCAAAGUUCGACCUGGUGGGCCACCUGAUGGAGAUAACGCGCCGGCCGUCGUCCGCGAUACGGGGCCUCUGCCUGAAGCGCAACAUCAACGUGAACCGCAUGCCGACCGACUUGCAAAUGGACGAGCUGUGCACGCAGCUCUUCGACGCUGACAGCGACGAGGACGACGACGACGACGUCGAUGCCGACGACGUCAGAGGCAUUUCGAAGGUGAAGAACGAGCCCAUCGAAGUCGACUUCAUGCUCAAUGACGAUUCAGAGGGGGAUGAGGUCACCGAUGUUGAUCAAGUCGUUUUAGAUCUUCCAAAACUUGAAAGAUUGUUACCGUCAAGUUCCAGCGCGCCCCAGCUUCGGGUGGUAGACUUGACAACCACGCCUCAGGACACUAAACUCGAUGCAAAUGCCAUACCCGUCGCGAAUCGUCUCAUGGAGAUGUUUCCUGAGGCUUGCCCCAAAUACAUCAGGAAACUUUGCAAUGGCAAAGCCAUGAUGAACCUAGACGACCUUGUUACAGAAAUAAUAACAACAGGCGAUGAUUACCCGAAGAGACAAAGGAAACCGGCUAGUCCGGAGCCGGAGAUCGACGCCGAACAACAGCUGGAAAUUUUAAAGGAGGUCCUGCCCGACGCCGAUCCCACUUUCCUGCAGAUGCAGUGCGAAAGGUACCGCGGGAACGCGAACGGGCUCAAAGAGUUCAUGGCCAACGCUUUGGAGAACAAAAACUAUCCCACUUUGAAGGAGCACAUCAGGAAGCAGCAGCUGUCGGCGCAGCAGAAGCAAUACACGACGGACUUCAACGUGGAGAACUUCGUGAAGCUGUUUCCUGAACCGACCAAGUACUUCGGCGACGCGACGCGGCAGCCGCAGUACAGCUUCGUCGACAUCCACUACAUCACGAUGUUCCUGCGCAACCACUUCGACCGCAUCCCGGUCAAGGAGAUCGGCAAGACGAUGCAGCAGCACGGCAACCGGCCGGUGACGGCCUACUCGGUCCUGUCGAAGCGCAUGCGCGACGGCAACGUGAUGAAGUCGCGCAGGAAGCACGUCGAGCUGCCCGACAACCUGCAGAACAUACCGCUGCUGCAGGAGCUGGCCUAUCUUAACCACAGGGUGGAAAUCGCCGAGUACCUGAAGAAAAAGAAGCUGCAAGAGGAGCAGGAACGCGCCGACGCCAAAGCCGGCGGCCUGAUGCGCACUUGCAACUGCUGCUACGACGAGGAAGUGAUGCCGAAGGACUCGUUCGAGUGCGCUAAGGGCUGCAACUUUUGCCGCGACUGCGUGAAGAAGAGCUGCGAGGUGGCGCUGGGCGACGGCAAGCUCGAGUUUCCCUGCUUGGCCGACUGCGGCGCGCACUUCGGCCUGCAGACGUUGCAGAACUGCCUGCCGCCGAAGAUGUUCUCGAAGUUGGCGCAGAAGAAGGCGGUGGCCGAGGUGAAGGCGGCCGGCAUCGAGGACUUGGAGAUGUGCCCGUUCUGCGAUUUCGCCACCAUUCCCUACGAGGCGGACAAGAUAUUCCGCUGCCUGAACCCCGAUUGCAUGAAGGAAUCUUGCCGCUUGUGCAAGGAGACCUCGCACGUUCCCCUUAAGUGCGAGGAGGUUGAAAAGGAUGAAGAUGUCAAAGCGAGGACCUAUAUCGAGGACAGGAUGACUGAAGCAUUGUUAAGGGAAUGUUGGAAGUGUAAAGCGCGCUUUUUCAAAGAAGAAGGUUGCAAUAAAAUGACAUGUUACUGUGGAGCCCAUAUGUGUUACAUUUGUGGCAAGCCUGUGAAGGAUUACAGCCACUUUAACGGCAUUGGAGGGGAUAAGUACCAUCUGUGCCCAUUGUACAGCGACACAAACGCCGUCAACGAACAAAACGUGGUCAAGGCCGCCCAAGAGGCGAAAAGCAGCGUGGACGCGAGCAAACUAAAAAUCGACCCGACCGUCGACGUGAAGGCGCACUACAAGAAACGCGCGCGCGAGCUGCCCCGCGAACCGCACCUCGAACAGCUGGCGCGCGUGCCGCCCGCGCACGCCCAUCCCCACCGCGGCCACCAUCACAACGCGCACCGCCACCACCACCAUCACCACCACCAGGUCCUCCGAGUGCCCCCCGUGCCGCCGUUCGUGAACGAGAUGGCGGCGCCGCCCCACGACCCCUACAUGCACGUGCAGUACAACUUUCCGGUCCAGUACAGGGGCGGGCAGAGGGUAGGCGCGGAGGUCGCGCAGGCCCCCGCCAGGUGGUACCGCGCCCCCGAGCCGCUGAUUCAUCCGAAUCAGGCGCAGGGGGCGCAACAGCUGCCGGCGGUGCCGCCCGUUCCGCAGCCGCCCAACAUUCAGCGACAUCUUGAGCGCUUGGACAACAUUCAGCGUGUGCAGGAGGACAAUUUGAGACGCUUGCAGAUGAUAAUAGAGGAGAAUGUAAACAGGCGUCGUUAGUAAUUUAAUUAUUUAUUUUUUGCAAGAAAAUUGACCGAUUUUCUCGCAAAAAAACAUUUUUAAACGAUUUUUAAAAAAAAUUCUGACUCGAAAAAAUCUUUUAUAUACUAUCACUUCUGAAAACUUGUAAACAUAAGCAUAAUAAUUAGGUCGUAUUCCUUAGGUUGUUUUUUGAUGUUUCGUUUAAUGCGCUUUUUAUUCAAGUAAAAAUAAUUUUGGCAAUAAUAAUCGAAAAAUCUUGUAAUAAAAACGCCGCGUUAAUUUUUUGUUUGUUAUUCGUUCGUAAUUAUAGUUCUAGUAGAUUAAGAGAAAAAUUUUAGGUUUUACUACUAAAAAAAUUGAAAUUCGUCAUUUGCCUUUUUUUUGGUGUUUUUCGUUAUUUGUUAUUUUCUUCGAUUUAACUGAAUAGGCCACAUACAGGGUGUCGCAAAUUAUCACAACGUUUGAGACGUACUGUACUUGUGGAGGUUUUGUUUAUAAAUGUGCCAAUGGAUUAAUAAACUUAAAUAAUAAAAAAUUCAAUAUUGUAAAUAAUUACCACAUCCAUCAUUUUAUUAUUAUGAAAUUUAAAAUAUAUAUUUUUGCCAAGUCAAGUUAUUAAUGAAAAUAUUUGAACAACUUAAGAACAGACCCAAUUUUAACCAAUAAAAUAAAACUUGACACUAUGUCAAUUUGCAAUGCAAAUUUUGCAUUAACAACGACCAAAAAGACUAAAUAAAGGAGAAGAGCCAAGCUGUCAUGUUUGUCAGAGUUUGCGCACGAGAAUUUUAUAUGCUUGACAUCCAAAAGUCACAUUUUGACAUUUGAAUACAAAUGGUAAUCUAUCUGUUUGUUUAACGCUAAUUUCCUCUUUUUUCUCAUGAAAAUAAAACGAUAAAUGUAUUUUUUACACAAAAAAUACAUAUAUUGUAUUUUUUUCAGAAAAUAGAAAUAAAUUUGUGUUAAACUGACACAUAGAUAACCUCAAUUAUUAUAGUAUGUAGAGUCUGUUCAGGGAAUGUUUUACCUUGCGUCACCAAUUUACCUAGCAAGUUACUCCUCCUUUACUUAGUCUUCUUGAACUUGACAGAAAUAUGUUAAAUUACAAAAUACAUAAAUCUAAACCUUGAAAAUUUAGGUUCAAAAAACGGACUUCGUUAAAAAAAUCAUAAACUUGGGUGUUUUAUUAUUUAAGUUGUAUUUUUUCGUAUUUCCAAUAGCCAUGUUAAUUAAAAUGUGCAGAUUUUUCAAAAACGUUUAAGUAAAAAAUCUUAAAAUUAAAUAUUUUUUACAGGAUUAAGUAAAAUUUGUGUCUAAACAUUUUAAUUAAAAGGUUUAGUAAAGAUGCAUCCUGUGAUAAUUAUAAUAAUUUAUAUUUUUCUAAUGUUUAGUUUAUAUUUGUAAUUAAAAAAUUCAAAAAAAUGUUGGUUUUAUUUGUAAAAAAACAAAAAUAGUUUAAAGAAUUUUUAUUAUCUAAAUAAAUCACAAAAAACAGACUUCUUAACAAUUUAAAAAAACUAACAAUAAUAUUUAUUUCAUCUAUUCAUCUUUUCCUUUAUUAUUCUCAAUAAUUUUCUCGCUCUCCACAUGAGUGAUGGGAAUUUGUUUUUCCUUAACCUCCUCGAUCUUUCUAGGAGCUGUCACUGUCAAAACUCCAUCUGAAGAUAAACUUGACACCACUGCCUUCAUAUCGUGCCCAUUUGGCAACACAAACCUCCUUACAAACUGCCUUGAAACAAAUCCAUGGCCAUCCUCUUUUUCAUCAUGUUUUGCUUCAAUUUGAAUAGAAUUUCCAUCAAUUGUUUUAACAGUGAUUUCUUCGGGUUUAAAAUCGGCAACAUCGAGUUUUACUUGAAAUUUUUCGUUUUUAUUUGCUGAGUUUUCUUCAUAGUCGACUGAGAUUCUUGGGCAAUUCAUUCUAUACACUGGGUGAAAAAUUUCGUCGGCAAAUCGCAUUUGAUUUUCCAUCAUUCUCAACGGCCUCAUUAUAUCACGAAAAACUAGCGGAAAUAGAGACAUGUUUACUUCUUAUUCAAAACUCAAAAACACUAUUUCACUUCAAAUCUGUUUGUUUCACUUAUUAGUAUUUUCUGCCAAUUAUUCCGAGCCGCCUAGCUUUUAUAUGCUCCCGCUUAUCGAAAC
This is a messenger RNA of Brassicogethes aeneus, 6008 nucleotides long. Lineage: Eukaryota; Metazoa; Arthropoda; Insecta; Coleoptera; Nitidulidae. The record is from the annotation of a GenBank genome assembly.